Molecule: messenger RNA, 399 nt
Organism: Cooperia oncophora
Lineage: Eukaryota; Metazoa; Nematoda; Chromadorea; Rhabditida; Trichostrongylidae
Source: the annotation of a GenBank genome assembly
AUGACUACUGGAAAACCUGAGCACGGCUUAAUUGUGCUGCUCGGAUACAGUCUCGGCACAGCAGCUGUAGCAAAUUUGGCCGCCAGUGACCCACCAAGAGUCGUAGGCGUCGUUCUUAUUGCUCCGUUCACAAGUGGUAUUCGCCUUUUCUGCAACCAGCCCGAAAAGGGUGAGACGAGUAAACUCGACAGAUUUUUAACGGUAAAAAAAGUACGCCUUAUCAAGGUGCCCACGCUCGUAUGCCACGGUUGUCGUGAUGACUCCAUACCUGUGGAGCAUGGACUUGAAAUUCACAGGAGAGCUCAGCGACCCGUAUCGCCCUUAUUCGUAGAUGAAGCAGAUCACGUUUCCAUAUUCAAUGGAAAAUACCUACAAACGUUUUUAAGAAUUAGGGAGUAA